Aspergillus mulundensis is the source of this 1638-nucleotide messenger RNA. Its product is annotated as cytochrome P450. Gene Ontology annotation, molecular function: oxidoreductase activity, acting on paired donors, with incorporation or reduction of molecular oxygen; monooxygenase activity; iron ion binding. The coding region runs from base 1 to 1638 and encodes 545 amino acids. The transcript has 4 exons. Lineage: Eukaryota; Fungi; Ascomycota; Eurotiomycetes; Eurotiales; Aspergillaceae. The record is from RefSeq and is a predicted model, not a curated record.
AUGAUCCCUCUUCUCGCUUUCACCCUUGGGGAGGCCUUCCUCCUCCAGCGCUCUGUCUUCACAGAUACACCAUUUAGAACCGUAGCACUCGGCUCAGCCGCUGCCAAUCUGGUUCUCCUGGCGAUCUACAACCUUUGGAUAUGGCCGUUCUUUUUCGAUCCAUUGCGCCGGUUACCUUGUGCUCCGGGUCACUUUAGCAUGACCCGGUUCAUCUUCGACAACCCGCGCGGGCGUCUUCCCCUUGAGUGGAUGAAGACGGUGCCUAAUGAUGGGCUUAUCUACUUUCGAGAUCUGCUCAACCGAAGCCAGCUCCUGGCGACGAACCACCAGGCGCUGCUCGAUAUCAUGAGUACGAAUACCUAUGAUUUUGAGAAGCCCUGGCGAGCACGCGAGUUUCUGGCCCGCAUCAUCGGCUUUGGGCUUAUUUUGAGUGAGGGGGCUGCGCACAAAAGGCAGCGCCGGGCGCUUACGCCGUCGUUCAAUGUGAAGAACGUUCGUGCCCUCUACACACUCAUGUGGGACAAGACCGACCAGCUUCUGGCGGAGCUGGACAAGGAAAUCGGCCAGCAUCCGAUGGAAGAAACAAGUGCAGACAGUAGUGGUUGGGGCAAGGUCGAAAUGAGUGUUUGGGCGAGUCGUCUCACCUUGGAUAUCAUCGGUCCCGCGGCCAUGGGCCGAGAUUUCCGCACUCUUCAGAAUGCUGAAAACAAAGUAGCCGAUAGUUUCCUCGCCAUUCUAGAGCCAACCACCGAGAAGAUCGCCUUCCUAGCCAUCAAUUUCCUUCUUCCGCAAUGGUUCGCUAAAAAGCUUCCGUGGCAUCUAAAUCAAGUCAUUGACGAGGAAGUCGGUUACCUGCGUGAUUUGUGCAAGGAAAUUGUGCAUGAAAAAAGAGCCGCCAUGGCAGCCACCAAGGCCACGGCCGCCGAGCUGGAAGCCGAUAUUCUCGGGUCGAUGAUGCUAAGCGGCGACUUUACCGACGAUGAGCUAGUAGACCAAAUGCUCACCUUCCUUGCAGCAGGCCACGAAACAACCGCUAGCGCCCUGACUUGGACCUGUUAUCUCCUGACCCUCCACCCAGAUGUCCAGGAACGUCUCCGCGCCGAGAUCCGCGGCGCUAUCCGCUUCUCUACCCGUCCAAUCACAUACUCCGACCUUGAGUCUCUCCCGCUCCUUAACGGUGUCUGCCAAGAAGUUCUCCGACUCUAUCCCACGGUCCCCUCAACUCUCCGCGAAGCAGUCCGUGACACGACCGUGGCCGGAAAGCACGUACCUAAGGGAACGAAGCUCGUCCUAUGUCCGUACGCGAUCAACCGCUCGCCCGAGUUCUGGGGAGACGACGGUGAUGAAUUCCGCCCUGAGCGCUGGAUCGAUACGGAUCCUGCGACUGGGGAGGCAACCGUGAACAAUCACGGCGGCGCCGCAACUAAUUAUGCCCAGAUCACGUUUUUGCAUGGGCAGCGGAGUUGUAUUGGGAAGGACUUUGCGCGUGCUGAGUUGAGGUGUGCUGUUGCCGGGGUUGUUGGGAGGUUUGAGUUUGCGAUGCAGGAUCCUAAGCAAGAGAUCCAUAUCGCUGGCGCAGUGACGACGAAGCCUGUUGAAGGGAUGCAUUUGCGGAUGAGAAGGGUAGAAGGGUGGUGA